This is a messenger RNA of Ceutorhynchus assimilis (cabbage seed weevil), 753 nucleotides long. NCBI's taxonomy places the organism in Eukaryota, Metazoa, Arthropoda, Insecta, Coleoptera, Curculionidae. The record is from the annotation of a GenBank genome assembly.
AUGACGAAACCAAAACAGCUGUUGAAAACUGUCUGGAAAUGGAUGGGCUGGUGCAAGAAUUGGAAAUUUAUAGAGAAGAUAUUAAGGAUGUCUCGAAUUUUGAAUUCUUUGCCUGCAAAAUUUGAUCAUUUUCAUGCAGCCUGCAGUCAGUGGCUGAAAGCGACAAAACACUCAUACAUUGAAAUCGCUUGCAAAAAGAAGACUACAAGGACGCUAGAGUCCGAGACAGUAAGCAAUGCACUUGUUGGAAAAAUUGAUAAGUCGAACAAAAACAACAAGGAAAAGAGAAACUUUAUCAAGAAAAAUCAGCAAGGUUUCAACCAGAAUAGAAAUUUAUCGAGUCAAUCAAAGGUGUAUUUGGAUUAUAGUAAAAAUAAAUAUGAAUGUAACACUUGUCACGAAAAAGGGCAUUUUUCGAAUGAUUGUCUGAAAAAGUCAAGUUAUGAAGAGGCUGAGUAUCCUGCAGCUCUAAGUGGAAUUCAAGAAAUCUGUUGGAUUCGUCGAAUAAUAACAGAGCUUGGAAUGCAAGAGAUUACUGAGCUGACUGAUUUGCUUGUUGAUAAUGAAGCAGCAAUUCAUAUGAUGGACAAUGCAGAAGAAAGGAAAGUCACAAAAGGAAAAAAACACAUUGAGAUUCGUCGCAAGUUCAUAAAUCAGCAUUUUGGGAAGACUGUAUGCUUAGUUUAUCUGAAUACAAAAGAACAAGUUGCUGAACAAGAAAGUCUUCGAAAAUUCACGUUGGAAAAUGUUUAA